GUACAUAGAAGGCUGAGCUCGCGUGAACAGCGUUGGUACCGCGGCGAGUGCCUACUGCGUUUGGAGAAUAGCUCACCACACACGUUCCAACCGCCAACCCAUCAGCAGCACUGUCGUGUCGUCGUGAGUGUGUGAGCAGCGAUUUUUGUUUUCCACGAGAGUGUUUUCCUCGGCGGUGCUUUUCCAGAACAGUUUCGUACCGCGAGCCGGAAAACUGUCCCUCGCCGGUCAGACGAUUCUCAGCGCUUGAAGUGGUUACAACCUCACCCAAAAGGUGGAUUCUUCAGAAGAUAUUUGUUUGUUCAGAAACAGUGACUUAUACGCUCAAAGUUAGUAACGAGCAGGUGCGUGUUGAAGCAACGCAAAACAAUAAAAGCAAUCAUUAGGCGACAUAAGCGACGGGUUUCACCAGUGUGUCAAACAGAAAGAAUCUAUCUGUCCAGGAUUUUCACCGUUUGCUUCCCACGGCUAGUUGUUUGGCGACGCGUAACUUAUUGUGAGAAUCGAGUAUUUCCAAGCCUUGUAAUACAGAGAUCUAAGCAGGCCAAACGAACAAGUGGUGCCACCGGGUUCAGAAGUACUUUGUUGCAAUCCGCCAAUAAAAACGAAAAGUUGGAAAUCCAAGAGUACACCUAGGCAAUUGUUAUCAAGUCGAGUUGUAAUCUUGCCCGUUGUUAUCUUACGUUUUUAACCAUUGUCAUCGAGACCCAGUGUUGUGUGUGAAAAUACCAAUAUACCGUUCGGGGGCAACUUUUUGGUGGAACUGUGAGUGUUAAUUGAUCAACGGGAACCGAAGAAGUAGUCGCAGCAAGCGUUGAAUCCUCCAGAUUGGACUGACGUCAAUCACCUGCCGAGAAACUACAACUAUUUAUAUUGGCCCGCGUGUAAUUGUAUGAUGAUCCCAGCCUGCCGGAUCUGCCCAACAACCUCAUAGUAACGGAUGACAUUUUGGACCUAAUCAUUGAUAUAAUCGACCAAGAAAUGCCACCAACAGCGCAAGAAAGACCGCACGUCGUCAUCACCGAGCAGCCCCAGUCGAAAGCGCUGCGGUUCCGGUAUGAGUGCGAAGGCCGUUCCGCCGGGUCGAUCCCCGGCGUCCACAGCACCCCGGAGCAGAAAACCUUCCCCGGGAUCGAAAUCCGGGGCUACAAGGGCCGAGCGGUGGUGGUGGUGUCCUGCGUAACCAAGGACCCGCCCUACCGGCCCCACCCGCACAAUCUGGUCGGCAAGGAGGGCUGCAAGAAGGGAGUCUGCACGGUCGAGAUCAACAGCAGCACCAUGAGCUACACCUUCAGCAACCUGGGCAUCCAGUGCGUCAAGAAGAAGGACAUCGAAGAAGCGCUCCGUCUGCGGGAGGAAAUUCGGGUGGACCCGUUCAAGACUGGAUACGGUCACGCCAGGCAGCCUGCCACCAUCGAUCUCAACGCCAUCCGUCUGUGCUUCCAGGUGUUCCUGGAGGGUCAACAGCGGGGCCGGUUCACGGAGCCCCUGCAGCCGGUGGUGUCCGAUGUGAUCUACGAUAAGAAAGCCAUGUCCGAUCUGGUGAUCUGUAAGUUAAGUGACGUAACCGCUCCGGUAGCCGGUGGCAGAGAGAUUAUUUUGCUGUGUGAGAAGGUCGCCAAAGAGGACAUCGCCGUGCGUUUCUACGAGGAACAGCACGGUAACAUCGUGUGGGAAGAAUACGGCGAGUUCCAGCAUACCAACGUGCACAAACAGGUGGCGAUCUGCUUCCGGACGCCCCGAUACCGAACGCUGGAGGUGGAACAUCCUGUCAUGGUGAACAUCCAACUGAAGAGGCCAUCGGACGGUGCUACCAGCGAACCGCUGCCAUUCGAGUUGACGCCCCUUGACUCAGGUAGGCGUAGAUUCUGGUCACUAAAGCGUGACAUACUGAAAAAUGACUCUCCGGAAAAUGAGGUCUUCAAAAAGAUCCUUCUGGAGGGAUCAGUUCAGACCGGGAAAAAGAACCCUCCGAUACAGGAAUCCGAUGAAGUUAUAGUGUUGGACACUCCAGUCGCUGAGAACAAGCCAAUUGUGGCGGAGCAAAUUCCAAGCGAUCAGAAAACGACCGAAUGGAUCGAGCGAAACGAAUUCGACGACGUCAACAACAAUAGUCCGGUUUCCAGUGAAGACAAUCAGUUGCUCUCGAAUGAUUCCGUUGAACAGCAAGUUCCCAAAGAGGACGAAGAUAAGACUCUUAACGAACUGCUGGAACAAGUGGCUGAGCUUGAUGAAAUUUACACUGAUCAUCAGCUGCGUCGUGAAAAUAUGAUCAUCGAAAACGAGUUGAAAAUUUUGGAAAAGACCAUUCCCACUGGUUUGGACGGAACUGGAGAUAAGAUGGAUAUUGACGAUGUCUUUGACGAUGCCGCUACUUACACUAGUCUGCAACGUGCCUUUAAGAAUCCCGUUCCUCUUGCGUUAGGCCCUCCAGUUCCACCAAGACCUCAUUUUCAACUAGAACUAGAACCGGGAGUCUACGAUGCUGUUGAACCCAUGCUAAUUUGUCCACCCUCCAUUGAAAUUGGCUCAUUAAAACGUGAAAACAAAGAAGACGAAAAACUUCCUCCUCUUCCUCCCAAACGUGCUAAACCCAAUUCUCAGAACAAAGAAAAUGCCAACAUCGAUACCGGUGACGAAGCGCUACUCCACAGUAUCAUUCGGAAGGGUUCCAUGCGUAGUCUCACUCCACGUCCUCAGUCUGAUCAGAUUAUCAUUAUGAAAUCUCCCGAUAGUCCCCCUAACAAAAAGCUUCCUCCCACUCCUCCAGCUUCACCAACCAAAAACGACUACGGAACGUUACCCAAGAACAAAAAAUCCGGUUUCUUCUCGAAAUUGUUCUCCCGCAAGAAGAGCAAAUCUGAUCUUUCCGCCAGUACAACAACCCUUACUCAAAAGAGCACUCCUGGAGCUUCCAAGGAACCCAGCUUGGCAAACUUCGAGUCGAACGAUUCCACUCGGGACUCCGUUCGCAGCAAGACAUCGGUCACCGAAAAGGGUGGCGAUAAGCGAAAACCAGGCAAGCCUGUAGCUCGCAGCGUUAGCAGUGUUUCCGCCAAACGACCAACUACCGAAUCCAAUCCAGAUGUGAUCUACAUCCCUCUGAAGGGGGAUGGUCCCACAACUACCCUCACUACCCGCACCGGAAGCGGCACUCAUCUGUCUCUUCCGGGAAAUGAUUCAUACGAACGGGCCAGCACAGCCUCCCUUCCUCCCUUGGACAGGAGAGCAGUCAGUGCCCUUCAGCUGGACGUUCCUAUCCAGGACGGCAAUAUGGAACUUGUGGCCAUUGCCGAUGCUCGCAGUAUAAAAAAUUUAGUCGAAGGAGACUACGGCAUCAAACUUGAUCCCAGCGUGGAUCUAACCGAAGCCGAACACUUUGCUCUCUACACCUCGAUAGCGCCAAAUGCCGCGCUAAGCGAGUUUGACGAAACCUCCGCCUACUACGCCCCCGUCGAGCCCGGCCCCCUUCCAUACUUACGCCCUAAUAGUACGGCUUACAGCGCUGAUGUCUAAGCAAAACACCGCAACUGUUUCGCAUCUAAUUUUGCCCACAUUCAUGUUUCUAGAUAAAUCUUAACCUUACACACAACCCCCCCAUACACGAAAACCAUCAGCUAAUCAUUUUUAUUGACAUGUUAUACUUAUUUCCAUAUGUUUGUAGCCAAACGAAAGAAACGCAAGCCUAACACCUGGGGGGACACCCCAGAACACAUGCCAGAAGCAGCCCGUAAGUGUCCUCCAGCCUCUUCCCGUGAUCUCACUCUAUCUCUCAAAUGUUCAACCUCCCAUAUCGUUUCGUCAUCUGCCAUGCAGUACACACUAACAGUCGCAUCGAAGCAUCAUUUUAAUUUAAAACCCAAAAAAAAUCUAUCACUCACAUGCUCUCACUCACUCACCGACAUAACGCUCUUUCUCUUUCGCUCUCUGUACUCGUAUGGGUUGGCGGUCCUGUCCUUCUGUUACCAAGCACUUCACCACCCAUAUGAUUCGGCGCCUAGUUUGAUAUUCGACGUAACCUACUUUGAUGGUUACUAGCGCUAACAGAAACAAAAACUCUUUUGGUGUUGGUUGGUAUUUUAUUGGAAUAAUAAAAAAAAACGCAAAAACCUAUUACUAAGCCAUUUGGGAUAUUGGAAAAUUUGUUCAUUGGAUACUAAACUGUUGAAACGUUGGCUAAAAGCCAAGCAUAACACAUUGUUAAUUAGGGACAAAGAAAUUGGUAUUGUACGAAAAUCGAAGGCAUUUGAACAAGUUAAUCAAGCACAAUACAAUCGACGAAUCGGACAAUUUGGAUCGAAACUAACCCACAAAGCCGGUGGUAGAUCAAAGAGAACACAAUCAAGCGAUACUAGUCACAAACUUGAGCUCAAAUCCGUUCAAUACUUAAGAUCUGAGGACAGUUUUUUGAAACAGCUGAAGAGAAUGAUAAUCGUGUUUUUUUUUUAUCUGAAAAUUAUUUCAGACUUGCGAUCAAUGUUUUCUACUUGGAAGAUUAGUACAGUUAAGGUUAUUUUUACUUGUAAUAUUUGUAUGUUGAACGUAGCGAAAACAAAUACUUAUUAAAAAAGAAGUAAACACAAUUGUUAGUAGAUAAUAAAUGCCUGUUGAAGAUGAUCCAAAUAUUUUUGAAAGAUCAGGAUUUUUGUAGCGCGAAGACGUACAGGCAGUUUUUUGGUGCAAUAAAACGUGGAAUAAAAUAUACCAUUUGAUUAUACAAACAA
Molecule: messenger RNA, 4724 nt
Organism: Aedes aegypti (yellow fever mosquito)
Lineage: Eukaryota; Metazoa; Arthropoda; Insecta; Diptera; Culicidae
Product: embryonic polarity protein dorsal
Exons: 5
Coding region: 982-3516 (844 amino acids)
Biological process (GO): innate immune response; canonical NF-kappaB signal transduction; cellular response to stress
Cellular component (GO): cytoplasm; nucleus
Molecular function (GO): DNA binding; DNA-binding transcription factor activity
Source: RefSeq, a predicted model, not a curated record